Messenger RNA from Thelazia callipaeda (thelaziosis nematode), 1311 nucleotides. The record is from the annotation of a GenBank genome assembly. NCBI's taxonomy places the organism in Eukaryota, Metazoa, Nematoda, Chromadorea, Rhabditida, Thelaziidae.
GAAUUCUAUAAUAGUCGCACAAGAAGAAUACAACUUGACGACCGUAUUUUUAAUUACAAUAAUCAAACUGAUAUUGACAAGUAUUUCUUUCAGAGGGAUAGCCAUCAGUGGAAUGUUAUCCGCCAUCCGAUGGUGCUGAAUUUUUUAAACGAAAAACUUCUUCUGCGAGCUUAUUUUUACGCUGCGCAUAUUGUGGCGUAUUUUUCAUUCUUGCUUUUAUUAUCGAGUUAUAUUUUUGAUAAAAGCAAUUUUCAAGAUGUUUUAUCGACUUUAUUUCUUCUUAUUUUUGGAUUUUGCUUGGUUUUGAAAGGUGCGAUAAAGUUGCAAGCAGGCCCAAUUAAUAAAUGGUUUAUACUUUCAUAUUCAUUUAAUAUUAUUACAUAUAUUGCCACUUUUUUGUUCAUUUGGACACCUUUGCUAUUUUCUUACGACGAUUACAACCACGAUUUGAAGCACUUUAUCACUUGGCUAUUACCAAUCAUCGCUAUUAUCUCCGCUUGGGUUAAUUUUUUGUACAUUCUCAGAAAGUCACCUUACGGCAUUUAUAUUCUAAUGCUCUCACGAAUUUUGUACUCAUUUUCGCAGAUUGCGAUAAUUUGGGUACCAACGCUCCUUGCAUUUGCAUUUGCAUUUCAUUUAGUGAUGCGUAACAGUGGCCAAGAACCUUGGGAAGCUACUGAAUUUUCGCACAAUGCAACAGUAUCACAAAAACUUUUAAUGAUACUCCAAGCCAUUACCAAAACAUCUGCAAUGAUGAUUGGUGAAGUUGAUGCUGACAAUGUGUUGGAACGGAAGGAAUGGAUACCAAAUUUUCUUCUUCUUGCAUUUGAAAUAACCACUGUUAUUCUUUUAAUGAAUUUAAUGAUAUCGUUAGCAGUUGGAGAUGUGAACGAACUUCGUCAAACAGCUCAGCAAAAACUUCUUGACAUAAAAAUUAAUUUUGCAAUUGAAACUUUGCAACUGUCAGACUAUUUUGAUAUGCUUCAUCAUACACAAACUAAUAAUGUACUUGUUAUCUACAAUGAUGGCAAUACGUCUAGUAUGUGGAUGAACGUAUAUCAUUUGCAAUUUCCGUCAAAUGAUCGACGAAUGCGUCUUUUAAAACGUGGAAUAUCAGGUCGAGCAAUACAAAUUACUUUAGAUGGAGCUUUAGUACAAUUAAUUGAAAGUAUAGAAUCUGGAAUUGCACCCUUCCAAGGUACUGUAAAUGGCCGGUCGUAUUUUAAAGCUGAUAAUACUGCUGAAAGUUAUGGAAGGAAGUUUGCUUCUUGGCUUCUUGGCUUAGAUUGGCAAGAAUUGUUACAGCUUUAA